Molecule: messenger RNA, 2033 nt
Organism: Mercenaria mercenaria
Lineage: Eukaryota; Metazoa; Mollusca; Bivalvia; Venerida; Veneridae
Product: BTB/POZ domain-containing protein 6-B-like
Exons: 4
Coding region: 152-1519 (455 amino acids)
Biological process (GO): neurogenesis
Cellular component (GO): cytosol
Molecular function (GO): protein binding
Source: RefSeq, a predicted model, not a curated record
UGAUUAUACCAAUAUUUUGCACCCGCUGAAGCGUUAGGUUAAAAUCUAAAUUUAGUAAAUGUGGAAAUCCCUGGUAUGUAGUUUCUUUUUCGUGAGUGCGGCAGAUUUCAUAGACAAACCGUGGUAAAGAGUUUGGCGAAAAAGAAAUAAAAUGCCUCGAAAAAGAGUGGCAACGUUGGGGAAUGCGAAAUCAACUAAAUCAUUGGAUAAGAAAAGUCCCAUGGAAGAUACAGACAUGGAUUGGAGAGAAACAAAGACAGCAGAACAAUGUUUGUCACAUCUUUGUCUGUCAGAACACCUGUCUGAUAUCUGUUUUGUCUUCAAAAGCCAUAAAGAUGUUAAACUUCCGGCGCAUAAAUUUGUAUUGAGCAUGCGCAGUCCCGUAUUUGAAGCGAUGUUUUACGGUACACUGGCAGAAGGAGGAAGUACAAUAUCUAUUGAAGACAUAGAACCUGAAACAACGAAGGAUCUUCUGAGAUUUGUGUAUUCAGAUAAGCCGCAGUUGGAUGGAAGUAACGUCUUACGCUGCUUGUACGCUGCAAAGAAAUAUGCACUAACGGGUCUUGUGAAACAAUGUUCUUCUUUCCUUGAAAGUAACAUUGAUCCCAGUAACGUAUGUUCGAUCCAUGAACAGGCUGUUUUCUAUGAAAUUAAACCCCUGCAAGAAAAAUGCUUCGAUUACAUCCUAGAGAAUGCAUCUGACGUAUUUUCUGCAGAAGGUUUUUCGAGCAUAUCUCAUUCGACACUGCUAAAUGUACUUAAACAUGACGAAUUGUCAGAGGAUGAGGUAAAUAUCUUUAAGGCAGCGUUAAAUUGGUCCAAACACAAUUGCAAAGCAAAGAACAUUUCUCCAGAUGCAAACAAUUUGCGGGAAUGUCUCGGAGACGCAUUGUAUGAAAUUCGCUUUCCGAUUAUGCCAAUAGAGGAGUUUGCUAUGGUUGUAACCCCAACUGGAAUACUUACCAGCGAGGAGCAGGUUCAAGUUUAUCAAUACAAUGCAACAAAAGGAUCUACCCCGCUAGAAAACUUUGUUCAUCGUGAAAGAACCAAUAUGUUUGUUACCAUUGAUUUGACGGACGACGUCAGUUCUCAAUAUAUGUAUUACGGAUCUUACGAUCGAACAUACGGCGAAGGAAGUUUGCUCGAAAUAAGCACAGAUGAAUAUCACGCAGAAGACCUUGGAGAUAAACAAACGCACAGGAAACUCGUGAAGAUCAAACAUAUUUCCGGUUCAUUUGUUGAAAACGUUAAAAGAAUUACUGACCAAAAUGGUGCUUGCGUUGCUAACUACAAAAUAGCGGGAAACACAAUAACAUUCCAGAGUGCUUUAGCUAUGACAAAUGGUGGUGCUAUAAGAUUUCAUGAAACAGAAAACGUUGACGAAGAGGAAGAAGAAUAUACCUAUUUAAACUCAUAUAACUUGAGUCUAGUAAAAGAAAUAAACGGUAUUGCAUGUUGCAUUGGUAAAGUUCCCGUCGGUAUAGAAACCAUCUCCUUUGUUAAACGAAGAGCAAUUUGAUCGAGUGGACGAUAUCUUAAAAUAGUAAAGUUUCGAUUUGUUUUGUUGAUUGUUAAUGAUUUGAUGUAUACGCAUUAGUUUGUCGUAAUCGCUUUCUUCGAAAAGCAGAAUAGCGGGUGCAAUAUAUCUGUAUGAUAUAAUGAACUAAUUUGCUAACCCGCCAUUUGCUACAUGCACAUAUUUAGAACAUUACGGAAAGUACUUUUUGGAACUUAAGCAUCCAAUUAGACGACAUGUUAUCCAUAAUAUAUCAGAAUUUCAAAAAAUAACAAAUAACGAAAAGACAUAAUUUGUAUUUGUUUCAUUUUACAUCCACAUUCCACUUUUAAAAAAUAACAAAGUACGAAAUACUUACGUUUUUAAAAACGAAUGAAUGCCAUAUGUAAGAAUAUGGAGGUUUAAAUUUUGAUUUAUGCUCGAAAAUAUUUAUUACGAAUAUACUGCUCGUAUUUUUUUUCAAAAAGUAACUUCAGUAAUGUUUAAGAUAUUGGCCAAAUAAACACCGAUUAGCUGA